AUCUUUCGACACCAGAUAUUUUAGCUGCUUAUGAAGCAAAACGUCUAAGUAAGAAAUUAUUCGAAAAUUCGAUGAUUGACGAUGAUAUUCUUCAUAAUAUUGCCUUCCAGCAUUGCAUGUUAAAAUAGUAGAUGAAAUUUUGAUCAUUGUCUAGAAAUUUUAGAACUAAUCUGUUGAAGGAUUUUGAGAUUUUCCUACAAAUUACAGUAAUAGUUUCAAUAUUUAAUAAAGAGAAUGAGAGUGAGGAUUUGUCCUUUGAGUUAAUAGGAUGAAUCCUCUAUACUGCCGAAAAUCUAAAGAUUGAUAGCUCGUUGUGUUAUCUACCAACAAGGUAUGCAUUGAAAUCGAGCUUUGAGGUUCGGUCUUAUGAUGGAAGGUACCCACAUGUGACUCAUUAAUAGUACUAAUAUUUUGCCUAUAAGUAGAUCUCAACAAGACUACCUCUCUCCUAUUAGAAGUCACCUCUGGAAAGAUGGAUGUGGAAGAUGUAUUAGAAGCCUCGGGGCUUCUAUUACAACUGGAAAAAUUUCGAAUUUUUUUAACAGUUAAUUCCGCUGUCUAAAUUAUAUGUUAGCAUUGAUUUCGCCUUCACCAAUUAAGAAAUGCCCCUGGUGACAUUAAAGUUUCAUCAUUGGAUACAAACUUUAGAGACCACCAACGCUUGGAUUCGUAAAGAACACGUUUGUGUAUGAUCAUCAUUAUGUUGGACGAGAAAUAAUUAUUACCCACUAGUCGUACAUUCACUGAUUUAUAUUUGUUGGAUGUGGGUGUGAGUUUAAUAUGCUCCGCUCUCAGACCAACACUCAUAUCCAUCCCCACAACGGAUAGCAAUCAAGAAUUUUCAUUAUGGUAAUAUUUUGAAAUGUUUAUUUAGCCAAUAAAUAAAAGUAGAACAUUUAUUGGAUUCGUUGAUAUUCGUCAUCUACACACAAGGUCGAGUGCACUAUCAACUUCAUUAAGUUGUAUAAAUGUUAAUGAAGUGAAACAGUGCUAAUUGUGUACUAAAAUUAACAUUCUAACUAAAAACAGUAAUCGAUCAAACUCUUAAAAAUGAAUCGGUGCGCAUUUUAGUCUUGAAAGGUUUUUGUUAAUAAAUGAUAGUUUUCAAGCAGUUUGAGCAUCCACAAACGCAUCUUGCUCUUUCGGUUCAAUAAAUAAUUCAACUUCUUCGUCAUACCGUUGUUUCAAGCGUUAAAAUUGCCUAAUUUUAUUCAUCUCAUGAUCACUAUAAUAAUAAAUGACUACAGUGAUUAUGGAUUUACAUCGUGUAGAAAUCUUUUUUUGUAAAAGAAACAUAGUUUUAAUAGUGCUAUUCUGAGUUGAACCAGGCUAGGCAGGCACUAUAAACUGGUUGGACGGUCCGAGCCGGACCAGGCCAUCAAAAAGUUGCCCGAUUUCAAGACCUGAUGGAUACUGAAACUAAAAUAAUUAUCUUUGUCUCUAUCUCAUUGAGCAUCCGACAAGAACCUCGUUAGUAACUAAACAGAUUGCAAUAUAACACUAAGAUGUUUCAAAUUUAUAGAUAAUAGUAGAGAAGAACAUUUAACUGUAACUAACACAAUUUUAGCUGAGUCCAAUUUUCAUUCAUAUUCUACGAAGACUGAGAAAAAAACCUAAUACCUUAAAAAUAUUUUCUCUAGUUGUUAGAAGUCUCAGUCGUCACUCAGCACGAGCUGCUGGAAGUUCUUCUGCAAGUACAGGAACAUCUACUCCAAGUAAGAGAACUAUUGGAGGAAGAGAAAAAAAUGUUGACGAUAAACCUAGUUUAAAACAACAAUUUUCAUUGACAAAUUCAUCAUCAACAUUAGAUAUGCAAGAAGAAUCAUUAUCUGAUUUAUCAACUCGUGAAUUAAAUGUAAACGAAAUAGUAGCUAUAACGAAUAUUCAAAAAAGUAUUCGAGGUUUUUUACAACGUCGUAUUACGUUUGCUCGUACAUCUGGUACAGAAAAAAAUUUAUUUAUUCAACAAAUAUUACAAUCGAACAUGUCUUUACUUAAAGCUGAUCAAAAUAAAUCAGCUUUACUUCUUUUUAAAAAUUUCAUAUCAAUCAAACCAGAAUUAAGUCAAUGUUUUACAUUUGAUAAUGAUGAUUGGAAUAUGAUCACAUAUCGAGAUUAUAAUGGAAUAUAUCAAGAACAACCAGCUAAUAAUUGGUUUGUUUUAUUUCGGUACAGAAAAAUCCGUUCAUUUGUUUUAUUUUAAAAUUAAAAAAAAACAUAAUAAUGUGAUGUUUUAGAGAAAUUUUUUAUAUUAAUGAAGAAAGUGUAAUCGCUGCUAAAUUUCUUUCACAUUUAUCAAAUACACUUUUACAU
This is a messenger RNA of Rotaria sordida, 2313 nucleotides long. NCBI's taxonomy places the organism in Eukaryota, Metazoa, Rotifera, Eurotatoria, Philodinida, Philodinidae. The record is from the annotation of a GenBank genome assembly.